Molecule: messenger RNA, 7155 nt
Organism: Saimiri boliviensis boliviensis (Bolivian squirrel monkey)
Lineage: Eukaryota; Metazoa; Chordata; Mammalia; Primates; Cebidae
Source: RefSeq, a predicted model, not a curated record
AUGCCAGCCCCCAUGGGGCUCCUCUGUGUGGUCUUGCUCUGGCUGCCGGUGGCAGUGACUGCGGAGAAGAUUCCAGAUUCGCAGGUGGGGCAGGCGGCCGCCUGCAUGACUGCAUGCACAGGGUCAGCUGGGCCCCUUCUCCAUGUGGGCACCAGGUAUAUCUAUCGCUUUUCCACCAAUACCAGCACCAGCCUGCAGGAGGUUCCGGUGGAGGGGAGUGGCCUUGGCCUCCAGGGCUUGGCUGUCCUUGAUGUGCUUGGCCCAUGCCAGAUGGCUUUACGGCUCCGAGACUUCGAGGUGACAUCCAUCCUGGGGUCCAAGGUGGAGCUUCUGAAGGAGUCGGAGAGCCUGAGCACUGCCCUGGGCCGUAACCCGCUCCGCUUCAUCCUGCACUCUGGGCGUGUGGUCCGCCUGUGUCCCCGGCCCGCUGAGCCACGCUGGGUGCUGAACGUGAAGCGUGCCGUGCUGAGCCUCCUGCAGGGCCACGCGGGGGCCUGCAGCUCCAAGACUCUGGAUGAAGUGGACAUCCUGGGCCGGUGUCCUACCACAUACCAGUGCCAUGGGGACUGGCUGCACAAGACCAAGGACCUGGCUCGAUGCUCCCUGCGCAGGGGACGCUCCUCGCUGCAUUCUCAGGCCCUGCCUGGAGUGGCCCCUGGCCUGGCCUCCCGUCUGACCUGCGUCCAGAGCUUCCGGGCUGGCGUGCUGCAGGAGGCCUCUUGCACAGAGCUGGACACCGCGGGGCCGCUGUCUGUGAAGGCAAGCGCUGUGCAGAUUCGGACCCUCUCCUCACUCAGCCUGCUGCACGAGAUGGCCCGAGAUCCAGCGGGCACAGAUCCAGAUGAUGGCGGCGAUGAAGACAUGACCCCAAGCGGCCUGCUAUAUGAGUGGGAGGAGACUCCAUCCCAGGCCCUGGUGGCUGCUGUAGACAAUUCAGUGAGGAGGCUAUGCCUGGCUCAGACAACCAGCUUGGAGGCUAUGGACUUGUUCCUGACACUGGUGUCCCAGCUCCAGGGCCUUUCUGGGGGUGAACUGAUGGAAGUCUGGCGACAUUCUUCCUUCAAAUGCCGAGACAAUGCGCAGCCGCUGCUGGAUGCACUGCGCUCCUGUGGGACGGAGCACUGCGUGGGCCUCAUGAAGGAACUCAUCGUAUCCGGGGAGGUGGAGCCAGACGAGGCGGAGGCGUGGCUUUCAUCACUGGCCUUCUUCCCACAGCCCACAGAUGCCAUGGUCCACGUGCUGCUGCCACUGCUCCAGACACCGUGGGCCAGUCCCAGCGCCUUCCUGGGCAUCUCAGCCCUGGUGCACAACCUCUGUGCUUCUCUGGAUGGGCCCUGUGGGCAGCUGCCUGGAGUCGGCUCCCUAGUGAGCAUCCUGGGAGAGGCCUUGGGUGAGAACUGUACCUUCCGGGAGCCCUCAGAAGCCGACAAGCUCCAGCUUGUGCUGAAGGCGAUCGGCAACGCGGGCUUGGCAGCCGUGGCUCUCACCCCCACACUCAGUGCCUGUGCGUCUCUGCGAAGCAGCACCCCCGAGAUCCGGCUGCAUGCCAUCCAGGCCUUCCGGAGGGUCCCCUGCUCUGUAGACCGAUCAGUGCUCUCCCAUCUGUACCAAUCCCCGGAGGAGGAUGCUGAGAUCCGUAUCAAUGCCUACCUGGCCCUGAUGAGAUGCCCCAGUGAAGAGGUGUUUGCUCAGGUGCGGCACACCCAGGCAGGCGAGCUGUCCACCCAGGUGGGUUCUUUUGUAUGGAGUCACCUCCUGCAGCUGCUGGAGACGCACGACCCCCUGAAACGAGCCCUCCGGGACACCCUCCCUGAGGACAUCCUCAGCCAGGAGUUCCACCCGGAAAUGUGGAAACACUCAUCCUAUUCUGAUGUCACCUUCCGCUCAGUGUCUGGCAACCUGGGAGCCAACCUGGAGGGGACUCUUCUCUUCUCUCCUGUCUCCUUUCUUCCCCGUUCUGCCACGGUCAACCUGACCAUCCACCUCGUGGACCGUGCCUUCAACCUUCUGGAGCUCGGGCUCCGGCUGGAAAAUGCUGAGGAAAUUGCUCGCAGGCUGUUUGGCAGGAAGUCAUUCUGGGGUGAGGGAGAUGGAAGAGAGGCCGAGGCAGAGAAGCCCCCAGGACCAGAACCUGGGCCUGCACCACUGGCAGCCGGCCCCAAGUGUCCAGGAGACAGAGCUAGAAGGAUGAGAGACCUUCAGCAGAAGGUGACCCAGAGGCCUGGGGUCCAGCAGCCUCUGCGAUGCCAGCUGAGCAUGAAGGUGCUGGGGCAGGAGCUGAGUUUUGUGAACUGUGGGGCCACAGGGAGUCAUGUGAAGCACCGGUCCCUGAGCCUGGCAGAGCUCGCCAUCAAGCUCCUGAAGGGGCAAGAGGUACAGAUUAACCGGAGGCUGAGCCUGGCCGCAGAGGAGCUGGUCUUGCCCACAGUGUCUGGCCUUCCUGCUCGGCUGGCCCUAAACGCCUCGGCCGCCAUCAGCAUCCGGGUCCGAGGAAUCGCCAACUUCCAGCAGCGCUCGGAUUUCUCUGUAAAUGGUUAUGUCAAGCCCAGUGCCCUGUUGCAGAUCUCGGCUCAGAUGGGCACAACGGGAGCCUUGGGGCAGGCUGGGCUGAGGUGGGUGACCAGCGUCCGCAGCGCUGCCAGCCUGGAUGGAGGGAUCCAGCUGCAGAAGAGCCGGGACCUCAAGGUGCAUCUGAACACGCCCGAGGAGGCCGUGGAGCUACUCAGCUUCAGCUCUAAGCUGUACGUCGUUACCAGGGAUGGCUUGAGGAGCCUUAGACACAUCCCUGUCCCUUCUGAGGCCCAGUCCUGUACUGGUGAGGAAGUGUCCUAUGCCUGGGGCUGGCGGCUGUGCGCUGGAGUGACCUGGCCGGUAGCUGGCCGGCCCUACCUGCUCUCACUGCCUGUGUUCGCCGCCGUGACGCUACAGAAGCAGGACCCAGGGCUCCGACGGUACCUGCUGGAAGCUGCCUGUUCCCUGCAGCCCCAGAAGGACAGCUGGUUGCCUCAAGAAGCCACAGCCCACAUCUUCAUGGGCACGCCCGGGUCAGAAGUGCCGAGGGAUGUCGGGGUGGACGUCAGCUACAGCUUGCCUCAGAGCAAGUUCCGGCUCAAGCUUCUCCAUCCCAGGAAGAAAAUCGAGCUGGACGGAAAGAUGGAGGCUCUUGAGAGUACCCACAUGGGUCACUUGGAGCUGGUGCUGGAUGACAGGGAUGUCUACUACAUCAAGGGCUGGAGUGACCUGCAGCCACCCAUCGGCAGCGAGGCAGAGAGGUUCCAGGCACAGCUGGAGGUGAAGCUGGUGACAGGGGGCAGCCCCGUCGUCUUGACGGGGAACCUCACGCGGCAGGCGGGCAGCAAGCUGGGCUUCUCCGCAUCGCUGAGUCAUGUGCUGAGUGACCAGGCCCACGUGAGAGCACUGCUGGAAAGGAAGGAGGAGGAUGGACAGUGGGUGGCCGCCCUCAGUGCUGAGCUCUUCGUGCCAGGGCUGGCGGGGCUGCGUGUCCUUGGCCUGCUGCAGCAGCGGGGCCGGCUCUGGACCAACUCCCUGAGGAUCCAGUACAGCCUCCUGGCUCAGGCAAAGCAGCCAGCGCACCAGUGCAGCACCAGCCAGAGGCUGCAGACAGAGAGCGGCUCAGAUGGCGCCUACAGGCUGGAGCUGGGCCAUGAGCUCCACUGCACACAGAUCCCGGCCUUCAGCCACAAGGUCCAGCUCUGGCACGAGGAGGACUCGGGCCACCUGCACUCGCAGCUGGAGGCGAGCUACGGGAAGCACUGGGACCAGAGUGGCAACAAGAGGCUUCUCCAUGUCAGCCAGACCUUCAAGAAUGACUCGGGGCCCGCUCUGAGCAAUCACUUCGUGGAGUUUGCGCUGCAGGUGCCCGAGAGGCAGGUGGAUUUUCGCAUGCAGCUGUACCACUCAAGCCUCCGCCUGCCGCACGUGGAGAGCAGCAGUCACCUGAAGGUGCAGUACAACAGGCGGCCACUGUUUGUGGCAGGCGGGCAGUGGAAGGACACAUCUCGGACCACCCUGUGGAAAUGGGAAGGAGACUUGAACCUGGAUAGUCCAUGGCUGAUGGUCUCUGCAGCUCACAGGUUGUACUGGCCACACCGAGCUGUGUUCCAAGCUGUCCUGGAGCUGACAUUGGGCAAGGCCUGGACCCUAAAGGACCUGGUGGUCAGUGUGGACUGCAGGAGUCAGGGUCCUACCAGGGAAGGCAAGAUCGAGGUCUACACUCCAGCUACCACCUACCUCCGGGUUUCCAUGGUGACGGUCUUGGCACAGAGCCUCUUCCACAGCUGGAGCAAACUCGAGUCAGCCUGGAACGCAGCAGUGCAGGGUGAGAUCCGUGCUGAGAACAGCUGGGACCGUAAGAUCCUGCACUGCUGGUUGAAAGGCGCCCAGCAGGAGCUCAACCUGACAGCGGCCUACAGGCGCCGGGAGUGGCCGCGGAAGACCCACGUGUCACUGAUGGCUCUGGGGGCAAGUGUCCAUGGCCAGCCUCGGGGCCUGCAGUUGGAGGGCGAGCUGGAGGAGCUGAGGCGAGACAGGACAUUGUACCAGAAACGGGGGACCUUGCUCCUUAGGCACCCCUUGCACCUGCCCAUCCCGCAGAGCCUCGUCCUGCAGGGGACCUUCACGGCUGACAGGCGACACCAGCGCUAUUCCCUGGAGACAAGGGUUGUCCUGAAUGGCCAGGAGGAAACCCUGCAGACUGUCGUCCUGGGCUACCAGGCCGGACGCCCCUAUGUCUGUGCAGGUCUGACGCAUCCAUACGAUGGCACAGCCAUCCCCAGGAACACAGAGGGGUGCCUGGUUACUUGGGAUCAGCACAAGGCUAAGAAAAGGGAGGUCGAGGCCACUUUGAAAGUCAACCGGAAAGUUGUCCUGCACUUAAAGGGUUUGCAUCAUGACAGAUCUCAGCGCGGGGAAAGCCGGCACAGCCUAGCCCUGGACUUGGCCCAUUCCUACGAGCUGUGGUUCCUGCAGGCCCUGAGCUUGGAUGGGGGCAUCAUCUUUAGACAGAGUCCUCCAGGAGCAUUCAAUUUUGGCAUCGAUACUCGAGCUGCCAUCAACCACAACAUCACAUCCCAGGUCUCGGUCCAGCUGAACAGAUCUGACUCCGACUUCACGUUUUUCUUCCAACUCAGACAUCCCCACAGACCAACAUUUCCUCCAAACUUCCAGGUGCAGGCAGCUGCUGGACACUACAGAGUGCGCAGCCUCAACGGGUCCCUAUCUGUGCAAAUGUCUGGCCGGGAGCUGGUUCUGCUGGAGGUCGACGCCAGCCAGGACACUCGGAGGAGCAGCCGGGGCUGGGGCCUGAGUGUCCUUCUCCACCAGACUGUCCUUGGCACCCCCAGGGCUGUUUGGCUGCAGCUGUCUGGAAAGAUCACCCCAGCAAGGAUUUGGCUGUUUUCCAAGGCACUACUGGACCAGAACACGGCACAGCUGCUCCUCAAGGCAUCUGAGGAAAGGAGGGGAGGCCAGGUCCUGACCUUCCAGAGCCGAACCCGGCUCACGGUGGCUGGCUGGGCAGCAAUGCCCCGCCUCCUGACACUCACAGGGAAGCUGAAGCAGACGGAGACGCUUCGAGAGGGCACCCUGAGAGUCACUGCUGACUCAGCUGUGCUGGGUUUCCUCCUGCGGGACAAGCAUGAGAAGGCAGGGAACGGCACCAGCAUGCGCAGCGUGACCUGUGUCCUCAUCCAGAACAGCAGCCAGGCCUUGCCCGAAGAGCUCCAGCUGAAGGGCCGGCUGCAUGCCCAGAGGGGGAGCCUGAAGGCCCAGGCCAGCGUCCGUGCCCACGCGGCCAGCCUGGCUCUGGGUGGAGCGUGCUCCUGGGGCCCCGGGCACAGCCAGCGUGCAGGUGGCCUGACGCUCGGUAUCAGCACACUGAGUGAUGCAGAACUCUACUCUAAGGCAGAGGCGCCCCUUUUUCUCACCCACGUGGCUGCCAACUGCUCAGCACGCCUGGUGCUGUGGAAUGCGAAGGGUCAGCUAGACGCUGCCCUUUACCUAGAGGGCCUGACCCCCGAGUCCCCGAGCUGCCAGCUCCAUGCCAGCCUCUGCCACACCCACACCAUGCCCAGCCUCAAGCACUGGGGCCUGCCCUUCUCCAUAGAUGGCUCCGGGCACUUCCAGAGUGUUGGACACAAUCUGGCAGCCGGGCUGACCGUGAACUUGGAUGGCGAGCAGCUCCACGCAGCCCUGGAGAGGAAGGCAGAGGGCGGCUGCCGGGGGCUGGUGCUGGGGCUGCACCACAGCCUCUCGGGGCUACAGGGCACACUGCCCUCCCAGCUAGAGGUCAACUGCAGCGGAGACGCCUCAUCCACCCAGCUGUUAGGACUCUGUCGAGGGGACGUCACUGGGCAGCCUCUUGAGGUCUUCAUGGACAUUCACAACGGCAGCUCGGGCUUUGAGCAUUCUGGACGCAUCCUGAUGGGACCCACAUCUCUCAACUACUCUGUGAGCUGCUGUUACCGUGACGGGCACCUGGAGCUCUCCGGCCAGAGUUGGCACAAUAGUGAGGCCUUGUUGUGGGCGGGACUCCCAGGCGAGGCCUCCCUGCUUGCAGAGCUGCAGAUAAGUGAGUCCCAGACCCAGGCCAGCGUGGCCCUCCGUGGCAGGGACGGUGGUGUCAUCGUGGGCCUGGCAGCCCUGGUGGUGUGGCCACUGCACGGCCCGCUGCAGAUGGUGGCCAAUGCCAGCCACACAGUGCCCGCUCUGCAGAGGCUGGGCCUGCCCUUCUCCAGCCAGCUCGUGUUCCUAGGACUGUGGGCGGCAGAAGAGAUGAGCUCCUCACUGCGUCUGACCUGUGAUUCUCAGGCCAGCUUGGUCCUUGACUUCCAUGGCCAGAACCAGGCAGUCAGCAAAGAGCUGCUGCUCUCAGGCCGGCAUCGCCUCCCCUCCCUCCAGGGCCGCUGCCCCAGCUCAGCCUCAGUCUCAGCUAAGCUACACUACUCCAAGGGUGAGGUUCAGAGCACGUUUGCCUUGGGCGUGGAGGAGCGUCAUUUUCACAUCAGCACCCAGCUGGUAGCUGCUAAGGCCAGUCUCGCCAACUUCAUGAAGCUGGAACAUUCCUUUCUGCAGAAGCUCGGUCUGGCCCAGUGGUUCUCAAAGCAUGGCCCCCAAACACCAGGCAUGGUGGUGUAG